Molecule: messenger RNA, 1811 nt
Organism: Aspergillus pseudotamarii
Lineage: Eukaryota; Fungi; Ascomycota; Eurotiomycetes; Eurotiales; Aspergillaceae
Product: MDR family MFS transporter
Exons: 4
Coding region: 27-1811 (594 amino acids)
Biological process (GO): transmembrane transport
Molecular function (GO): transmembrane transporter activity
Source: RefSeq, a predicted model, not a curated record
AGUCUUCAGCCUGUUUGACCUACGUGAUGGGGCUGUCUACCGCCUCUCCGUCCAGCGGUGAUCUUAUACAGAGGCCCGUUCAUAGCAAUGAAGUACUUGAAUCGGGCGCCUACAACGGGAAUGAACCCAACUACAGCAAUGAUGCAUUCGAGAUGGGCCGACUACCCUCAUCACCAGAGAAUGAGGUGCAGGAGCCAGACUCGGCCGAAGACAAGUCCCGCGGCCAUUGGAGAAUCGCUGCUAUUAUGCUCGCCCUUUCACUCAGCCUCUUCAUUUCUGCUCUUGAUCAGACUAUUGUGGCCACCGCAACACCGACGAUCUCUGCAGAUCUGCACUCGGGCACAGGCUAUGUGUGGAUUGGUGGCGCAUAUUUGAUUGCUAACGCAGCCAGUUCUAACAUCUGGGCUAACCUAUCCGAUAUCUGGGGGCGCAAGCCGAUUCUCCUCUCGGCCGUUGCUUUGUUCUUUGGGGCUUCAAUUAUCUGUGCCAAAGCCAUCAACAUGCCUAUGCUGAUUGCAGGCCGUGGUGUACAAGGUAUCGCUGGCGGCGGCCUCAUUCAACUCAUUACCAUCACCAUUUCCGACCUCUUUAGCGUCCGACUCCGCAGUCUUUUUAUGGGCCUCAUCGAAUUUAUCUGGGCAAUUGCCGGGGCUUUAGGUCCCAUCGUAGGCGGUGCCUUCACCCAGUCAGUUUCCUGGAGGUGGAUAUUCUGGAUCAAUCUGCCUAUUUGUGGAACGGCAUUCGUGCUCCUUCUGUUAUUCCUGGAUGUGCACAAUCCGAAGACUGGAGUCAUGGACGGCAUAAAAGCGGUUGAUUGGUUUGGUAGCUUCUCCAUUCUUGGACUGACGGUCAUGGUUUUGCUGGGCCUUGACUUUGGAGGAGCCACCUUUCCUUGGGGUUCGCCGAAAGUGAUCUGUCUUAUUGUUUUUGGUUGCCUGAUGUCGCUGUUUUUCAUUUACAGUGAGAAGCGCCUAGCAAAGUAUCCGCUUAUGCCGUUGGGCAUCUUCAAGAACCGUUCUAAUAUGGCCUGCUUCGUUGUGGCAUUCACACAUGGCUUUGCUUUCCUUGGACAAGAGUACUAUCUCCCGCUGUAUUUCCAAUCAGCCAAGGAAGCGUCUCCUUUCCACUCGGGCCUUCUGAUUCUCCCGUAUGUUUUGGCAGAAGCUGCCACGAGUCUUGCCGCAGGAAUUAUUAUUCACCACACGGGCCAUUAUCUCGAAGUCGUGUGGACCGGCACCACACUUGUACUCCUGGGGAGUGGUCUGCUUAUCGAUUUCAACGCUACCUCCUCACUUGCGAAGAUUAUCUGUUAUCAGAUCGUGGCAGGUGCCGGAUGUGGCUUGCUCUUCUUCCCGCCCCUCCUCGGCCUCCAGAGCAAUGUGCCGCAGGACCAAAAUGCCGCCGCGACUGCAACAUUUGGCUUCAUCCGUAACAUGGCCAUGGCCAUGUCAGUGGUGCUUGGUGGCGUAAUUUUCCAAAACAGCAUGGACACGCGGCAAUCCGGCCUCCUGGCAACGGGUCUGUCUGACUCCAUGGUGAAGGAGCUCACCGGAUCAGAAGCCGCAGCGAACGUGAUGGUCAUUCAAUCCAUUACGGAUACACUUCAACGAACUGUCGUCAAGGACGCCUACGCUUGGAGCUUGCGCAACAUUUGGAUCCUCUACACCUCCUUAGGGGCGUGUGGGCUUCUCUUCAGCCUGUUCAUUACCCGCCAGCAUCUCAGUGUGGAGCAUGUCGAGACCAAAACUGGUCUAAAAGAGAAGCAACCGCUUACCGAACCUCGGCAUAACGAGCCUGUCUCUGAACCCUGA